CACGGGCUGCAGCAGCCGCCCUCACCGGGCGGGACUACAGGGCGCCCGCAGGGCCGGGCGGGUGCCGGCGAUCAGUUAGCAGGACCCCGCCCUCUCUGGCCCGCCUCAGACUCCCAGGGGAAUCUCCUAGGCAGAUGGCCAGAGAUGCUUAAAUAGUCCUCUGCAAUUGGGUGCAAGUGGCAGACAACUUUUCUUUCUGCAGACCACUGCGAUCUGCUCAGCAUCAGAACACACUCUUUUUAGCCUUGGAUAUGGCGUGGUCCAAAAAGGUUACCCUCUCACUGCUCAGCCGGGAGCAGUCGGAAGGGGUUGGAGCGCGGGUCCGCAGAAGCAUCGGCAGACCUGAGUUAAAACAUCUGGAUCCAUUUUUAUUGUUUGAUGAAUUUAAAGGCGGUAGACCAGGUGGAUUUCCUGAUCACCCGCACCGAGGUUUUGAAACAGUAUCUUACCUCCUGGAAGGGGGCAGCAUGGCCCAUGAAGACUUCUGUGGACACACUGGUCAGUUGAACCCAGGAGACCUGCAGUGGAUGACCGCGGGCCGGGGCAUCGUGCACGCCGAGAUGCCUUGCUCAGAGGAGCCAGUCCACGGCCUACAACUGUGGGUUAAUUUGAGGAGCCCACAGAAGAUGGUGGAGCCUCGGUACCAGGAACUGAAAAGCAACGAAAUCCCUAAACCCAGUAAGGAGGGCGUGACCGUUGCUGUCAUUUCUGGAGAAGCCCUGGGAGUCAAGUCCAAGAUUUACACUUACACACCAACUUUAUAUUUGGACUUCAAAUUGGGCCAAGGAGCAAAGCAUUCCCAGCCUAUUCCUAAAGGGUGGACAAGCUUCAUUUAUACCAUAUCUGGAAAUGUGUAUAUUGGACCUGAUGACACACAACAAAAAAUAGAACCUCAUCACACAGCCGUGCUGGGGGAAGGUGACAGUGUCCAGGUGGAGAACAAGGAUCCUGAGAGAAGCCACUUCAUCCUGAUUGCUGGGGAGCCAUUAAGAGAACCAGUUGUCCAACAUGGUCCAUUUGUGAUGAACACAGAUGAAGAGAUUUCUCAGGCCAUUCUUGAUUUCAGAAAUGCGAAAAACGGCUUUGAAAGAGCCAAAACCUGGAAAUCAAAGAUUGGAAACUAGUGACAAGCACAAGGGCAGGUCUGGCUGCCUUCUAGAAUUUUGCCCUUUGUGGCAUCCACCCGUUCAAUGCAUCCAAUUUCCAAAGCUGACUUCGCCAGUGCUUCUAAAGAAUUCCACACUCAAGUGAUGACAUGUUUUCUAUAGCAAUGUCUGUGAGAUAUUUCCUGACCCAAGCAAA
Messenger RNA from Eubalaena glacialis (North Atlantic right whale), 1302 nucleotides. It is a transcript of the gene PIR, whose product is annotated as pirin. Gene Ontology annotation, cellular component: nucleus. Gene Ontology annotation, molecular function: quercetin 2,3-dioxygenase activity. The transcript has 10 exons. The record is from RefSeq and is a predicted model, not a curated record. Lineage: Eukaryota; Metazoa; Chordata; Mammalia; Artiodactyla; Balaenidae. Gene Ontology annotation, biological process: monocyte differentiation. Bases 252 to 1124 code for a protein of 290 amino acids.